Molecule: messenger RNA, 751 nt
Organism: Drosophila miranda
Lineage: Eukaryota; Metazoa; Arthropoda; Insecta; Diptera; Drosophilidae
Product: peroxisomal membrane protein 2
Exons: 4
Coding region: 143-715 (190 amino acids)
Cellular component (GO): membrane; cytoplasm
Source: RefSeq, a predicted model, not a curated record
CGAUUGGACACUAUGCGAUAGUUCCUACAGUUUUAUUAAAAUAAUUAAUGCUAAUAAAAAAUCCACAGGUGCUUAUCGUGGAUUGACAGUCGAUUAGUUACGCUCCACCACUUUGGUCUCCUUGGACAUAAGCAAUAGCAAGAUGUCCCUCUCGAAGCCACUUUUUUCGCUCAUUGGCACUUAUCUGGAACAACUUUUCAAUCAUCCGGUUCGCACGAAGUCCAUAACGGCGUGUAUUUUGGCCACCUCGGCCAAUGUGACCUCGCAGCGUCUGGCCGGAGCCAAGAAAUUGAACCAGAACAGCGCCUUCGCGUAUGGACUGUUUGGCCUGCUCUUCGGUGGAAGUGUCCCCCACUACUUCUACCAGACCGUGGAGCGUCUGUUCAGUCAUGACUUGCGCUUCAGGAAGUUCUUUUUGUUCUUGUCUGAACGACUAGUCUACGCCCCCAUCUACCAGGCGCUUUCGCUUUACUUCUUGACACUGUUCGAGGGCAACUCCCACGGCACCGCUGUUAAGAGUGUCGAAAAACUGUAUUUGCCCCUGCUGAAGGCCAACUGGCAGUACUUGUCCUUGUUUGUGUACCUGAACUUUGCCUAUGUGCCGCCCAUGUUCCGUUCCAUUAGUAUGGCCAUAAUUUCCUUCAUUUGGGUAGUUUACAUUGCCAAGAAGCGUCGUCGCUUCGCGAAUAAGCAGGCUGCUGACAAGUCGAAAUAAACAUUCCAGUGGGGACCCCAAGACUUUUCAACUAUA